UUGUGUAUGGUAUAUAUAUCGUAAUUUGAAAAUGAAACAACUUAUAGUUCAAAAAGAAACAGAAGUUUUUAGUUUGAGACCUUGCUAAAAUGGAGAGUUUUGCACUUUAUUGUCUAUUGUUUAGUAUUGUUGCACUUGGUCAUGUAAAAGUCAGUGUUGGCUCAGACCAUCAGAUGGCACAAGCGGCCUGCAUGGGUGUGUCCCAGAAUACUGCAUACGCAUCAGCAAUACCACGGAAUUGUUAUGGGGGAAAGACUUGUGAAAGUAUUUGUGCAGAUGCCACAGCUACAAUGAAUCAAUACUCAACUGCUGGAGGGCCCUUAAGCACAGCUCGUUGUAUUGAAGCUUUUCACAUUUACCAAACACGUGGUCAGGAGAACGUACCAUAUCAACCAUAUGUAGUGGCAUGGAAGUAUGGCGUGAAAGGGUGUUUCCAAACCAACUGUGGACCUAACUUCUGCUGUUGUAUCGUUUAAACAAAAAGUUUUGGAUCCAGAAGAAGAGAUGUUGUCGUUAUUUUGACGAUUAUCAAUAAAGAUAUAUUUCAAACCAA
Molecule: messenger RNA, 553 nt
Organism: Mytilus californianus (California mussel)
Lineage: Eukaryota; Metazoa; Mollusca; Bivalvia; Mytilida; Mytilidae
Exons: 3
Coding region: 90-476 (128 amino acids)
Source: RefSeq, a predicted model, not a curated record